Molecule: messenger RNA, 1287 nt
Organism: Lodderomyces orthopsilosis Co 90-125
Lineage: Eukaryota; Fungi; Ascomycota; Pichiomycetes; Serinales; Debaryomycetaceae
Gene: ZUO1
Product: zuotin
Exons: 1
Coding region: 1-1287 (428 amino acids)
Biological process (GO): regulation of translational fidelity; 'de novo' cotranslational protein folding
Cellular component (GO): cytosol
Molecular function (GO): Hsp70 protein binding; ribosome binding
Source: RefSeq, a predicted model, not a curated record
AUGUCUAUCGUUUUACCAGCAGGAAGCGUAGACGGAUUUAAAACCGUCGGAAAAUACUCAGCUCCAACUCGUCGUCCAAUUGAACCAGUUGGUCGUUACUUUUUAGCACAUGCAUCAAGAACUCUCAGGGGCCACACUUGGUCUGAGUUUGAAAAAUUAGAAGCUGAGCGUAAUGUGAAGGAAAUUGAAACCAAUGAAGAUGAAGAUUUGGGGGAUGAAGAACAAAGUGAAGAGUUGUUAGAACAUGAUCCAAGAGAAUGGAAAACAGCCGAUUUGUAUGCAGUGUUGGGAUUAUCACAUUUGAGAUACAAAGCUACUGAAGAUCAAAUUAGAAGGGCCCACAGAAAACAAGUGUUGAAACAUCAUCCAGAUAAGAAGUCUGCCAGUGGUGGAUUAGAACACGAUUCAUUUUUCAAAAUCAUUCAAAAGGCUUUUGAGGUCAUGUUGGAUUCAACAAAGAGAAAACAAUACGAUUCAAUUGAUACUGAGAAAGAUCCAAAGCCACCUUCACCAAAAAGCAAAUACGACUUUUUCGAAGUUUGGGAUCCAAUCUUUGAAAGUGAAAGUAGAUUCUCAACUAAACAACCUGUUCCUUUAUUGGGUGGAUUGGAUGCCUCAAAAGAAGAAGUUGAUGCUUUCUACACAUUCUGGGGUAAGUUUGAUUCAUGGAAGACAUUUGAAUUCAAGGAUGAGGAUGUUCCAGAUGACACUGCUAACCGUGAUCACAAACGUUAUAUUGAACGUAAAAACAUAGCAUCAAGAAAGAAGUUCAAACAGGAAGACAACAAGAGAAUAAUUGAUUUAGUUGAAAGAGCUCACAAUGAAGAUCCAAGGAUUAAGUUGUUUAAAGAACAAGCUAAGAAGGAAAAGGCUGCAAAGAAAUGGGACAAAGAAGCCGGUUCACGUAAGGCUGCUGAAGAAGCUGCUGCCAAGAAAGCCGCUGAAGAAGCUGCUGCCAAGAAAGCUGCGGAGGAAGCUGCUGCCGCAAAAGCAGACUCAAAAAAGGCCAAAGAAGCUGCCAAAGCUGCCAAGAAAAAGAACAAGAGAAACAUUAGAGCUGCAGUUAAGGAUGCAGACUACUUCGGUGAUACUAGCAAGUCUGCGGACAUUGAUGCUGAUGUGGAGUUACUCAUUGAAAGAUUUACUGAUGUUCAAUUGGGUGAGGUUGCUUCUAAGUUGAAAGAUGCUGAUGCUUUAAGUGUAAAGACUACUUUCGCUGAAACAGCUAAGGAAUUGACUGAUGCCGGUUCCUUGGACGCUAGCCACUUAAAAUACUUUACUGCUUAA